AUGAUUUAUCUCGAUCAUGAGGGCAAGCUCAAGACCUUCGAAUCUCAAUCUAUUGAGCGAAAAAACGCCAGUGUGUUUACUCCGGAAGUCUGCCAGAAUUUUCUCAGUAUUCUAGGGGAACGCAUCGACUAUCACCAGCGCGCUCGCCAGGAAAUAGAUCUAUCUCGGCGCCGGGUGAGGCACCGCAAGAGGAAAGCAUCCGCCGAGUUUGUUUUCGAAAAGCCUUUGGAUGAACAGGGCAGCAGAGGCCUUUUCACUGGCGCCCUCAAGCGCUUUCAGCAGUCUAACUGCAGUAUCGUCGCCAAGGCAUUUAUCAAGUUCAUCGAGCCGCACAAACAGGCCAAACACCCUUAUAGUGGAGGCAAACCACCCCCAGGAUCGGCCCCAGGCACUUACCGCGACCCCGAAAAGUCCAAGCCAAAAUGGUGGCCCUAUACUGUAAUGCAUAGGGAACCUGACCACUUGAUAAAAGAAGAGCGCAUCAAAUUGCUCCUGCACAUUAUCCGCAACCUUGGUGACCGUGGAAUUACUGCUGAUAAGCUGAAGGAAGUUGCUAGAGAAACCAAGAGGAGAUUGAAGCACCCAAGCGACUUCGACAUCGUCGAUGAGAUACUUCGGGUUCGAAAGAUGGAGGAACUACUUGAGCGAGGUGUAGUUGAUGCUAACACGGCUGUCGUCUACAUCGUGAACUGUGAUCCUCGCCCCACGGCCUCAGAGGCUGUCGGAGAGCCUCUACAAAUCAAGCAGGAACUGGCGCCUAUAUCUGUCGAGCAAGCACCUGCUGCCCUGACCACAGCAAUUGAGUCUCUCCAUUCGACUCCAGUCUACUCUUUCCCAGGUAGCUUCUCCAUGCCUAACCAUCUGAAAUUCGAAGUUGGCGGCCGACAAAAUAAUCCUUAUUACACCGUUUCGCCCAAAUACACCAACCCUUUCUUCCAUCCAAUGCUCGGCACUCCCAUGACUUCAAAGAUGGCCAGUUCGCAGGACACUCCGGUCUUCAAAUACUCCGUUCAGAACCCUUUCAUAGCAUCCACCUCUGUUCAUGAUCAAACUGGAGAUCCAGGUUACUACGGCCCCAGGAUCAAUACAGACAGUGACCAGGAGGUCUCCAACCGAGCGGACUACAGUUCACCAGAAACCAGUCAGAAAGUUCCACCUCCCCCGAUGAAAUACCACAUAUCUACGACCCCUGCGCAUUUGCAAGGUACGACCCACAAUUAUUCUCAGAUCCCUCGGGCUCUGUAA
Messenger RNA from Penicillium antarcticum, 1245 nucleotides. Its product is annotated as DUF2841 domain-containing protein. The transcript is spliced from 6 exons. The coding region runs from base 1 to 1245 and encodes 414 amino acids. Lineage: Eukaryota; Fungi; Ascomycota; Eurotiomycetes; Eurotiales; Aspergillaceae. The record is from RefSeq and is a predicted model, not a curated record.